AAAAAUGGAAAUUGUCUCUUUCUUGUGACAGAAGUUGUUCUCCGGUUCAGCGCUGAGCAAAUUUGAUUUCAAAGUUGUUUAUCUCGACCGGGAAAUCGCACGAACAUGGCAGCCGCUGUAGUGUCAGGCAAGGAUAUCGAGAAGCCACAGGCUGAGAUCUCGCCGAUCCACCGCAUUAGAAUCACGCUGACGUCCCGCAACGUGAGGUCGCUGGAGAAGGUGUGUGCUGACCUCAUCAAUGGCGCCAAGAAGCAGAAGCUGCGCGUCAAGGGCCCCGUCCGCAUGCCCACCAAGAUCCUGCGCAUCACCACCCGCAAGACCCCCUGCGGUGAGGGCUCCAAGACCUGGGACCGCUUCCAGAUGCGCAUCCACAAGCGGGUCAUCGACCUGCACUCUCCCUCGGAGAUCGUGAAGCAGAUCACCAGCAUCAACAUUGAGCCGGGUGUAGAGGUGGAAGUCACUAUUGCUGACGCGUAGGCACAGCUGCCAAAUAAAUCUAUUUUGGUUUAAGGA
Messenger RNA from Cydia fagiglandana, 513 nucleotides. It is a transcript of the gene RpS20, whose product is annotated as small ribosomal subunit protein uS10. Bases 106 to 477 code for a protein of 123 amino acids. Gene Ontology annotation, molecular function: structural constituent of ribosome. The record is from RefSeq and is a predicted model, not a curated record. The transcript has 3 exons. Gene Ontology annotation, cellular component: ribosome; cytosolic small ribosomal subunit. Gene Ontology annotation, biological process: translation. Lineage: Eukaryota; Metazoa; Arthropoda; Insecta; Lepidoptera; Tortricidae.